Molecule: messenger RNA, 2382 nt
Organism: Entelurus aequoreus (snake pipefish)
Lineage: Eukaryota; Metazoa; Chordata; Actinopteri; Syngnathiformes; Syngnathidae
Product: gastrula zinc finger protein XlCGF17.1-like
Exons: 2
Coding region: 411-1289 (292 amino acids)
Biological process (GO): regulation of transcription by RNA polymerase II
Molecular function (GO): RNA polymerase II cis-regulatory region sequence-specific DNA binding; DNA-binding transcription factor activity
Source: RefSeq, a predicted model, not a curated record
CCGAAGACGACGUAACAGUUUGUCUUUUUUGAGUCCUUAUUUUACAUGGGUUUUUUUUGGUAUUGUGUAAGUAUAACUAUCUUGUAGAGUAGUGGACGCCGCGAGUUUAUCGUUCAUCAAUCAUUAAAGCUUCGUCGUCUCAAGCUAGCUUAGCUUGCUGCUAACAAAGAGACCCGGAUGUGUUAAAAGUCAACACAGGGAAGUACAAAUAGUGGCAAGGCGAGAUUGGCACACAUAACAUCUAAUGUUUCCUCUUAGAAACACCUACUGUUUCCUCUUAGAAACAACUAUUGUUUCCUUUUAGAAACAACUAUUGUUUCUAAGAGGAAACAAGGAUAACGGAGUACGAGGACGAAGUUUGUUCAACAAAAGAGAACGAGCGCAGGGACGUCGUGUGCACGCGCACAACCAUGGAGGAGUCGGUUGGGAUCCGGCUCUUCUGCAGGGUGAAGCAGGAGGAGCCUGGGUCCCCCCACGUUAAAGAGGAGCGGCCACAGACACCCCACGUCAAGGAGGAAGAGGAGGAGCGCAGCAUCGGUCAGGAGGGCCAGCACCUCGCAGAGUUUGCAGGGAUUCGCGUCAUCGUGAAGAGUGAGGACGAGGAAGAGGCCGCCGAUGCAGGAUCUCAAGCGGACGUCCUCCUCGCUGCACCCUCGGAUAGCGAGGACGCCACGUCUCAGUCACCUGACUCUGACCAUGAGGACGCCACGUCUCAGUCACCUGACUCUGACCAUGAAGACGCCGACGCUGAGAAGACUCGUCACGCCGACAACAACGCAACCUGGAAAUGCUCAAAGUGUGACAAAACCUUUCCCACCAAGUCGCACUUGAACCGACACGUGAAGAUCCACACGGAGGAGAAACUCUUCACCUGCUCCGUCUGCGGCAAGAGUUUCUCCCAAAGGGGAUAUUUGAAAAGACACGCCAGGACGCACACGGAGAAACGCUUCCGCUGCUCCGUGUGCGAUAAAAGGUUUGCGUCCAUGUACCGCCUCAAAGUGCACCUGAGGGCGCACACGGGGGAGAAACCUUUCAAGUGUUCGGUGUGCAACAAGACCUUCUCGUCGGUGGACCCGUUAAAACGGCACAUGAGGACGCACACGGGGGAGAAACCCUUCGUCUGCAUCGUGUGCCAUAAACGGUUCUCCAUUAAAGGCGAUUUGAAAAGACACAUGCGGACGCACACCGGCGAGACGCUGUUCAGCUGCCGCGUGUGCGACAAAAGGUUCUCCAGGAAGGAUCAGGUUAACAGACACAAGUGUGCCGGCGAGCACAGCGGCGGGAAAUGAAGCUGAGGUCCUCCGAGCAGCCGGAAAGUUGAGAAUUGUUCCGGCUUGCGUCAUCAUCACGAUAAACAUGGCUCCUUAUUUGGACGUCACGCAGGGAACGACUGGCCCACGCUUCUGUCCCUGCGUUCUGUACCACCUGGGACUCGUACCCGGGUCGUACGCAUGAGAGACAAGUGUGCUAGCUACUGAGCUGAAAGGAGGUAGUCAGAGUCAGAGAGUGAGGGAUGUUAUUGGACCCUCAAAAAUAAAAUAGGUACAUUUUUGCCACGUGUCAGAAUAAUUGUAUCUAAGUUAUCACAGAACUUUUGUGUCUCAAUGAGUUCCCGGCGAGCAGACAAAAGCUGUCUUUGAUCUUACCAAUCAAAAGGCCUGUAAAACUCCACUGUGCAGGAUGGGAAGCGACGUGAAGGUGUCGGUUUCUUUGAUCUGUUGUAAUCCACAGAAAGACUUUGUCCUGACCCGAGAUCUACAAAGGACCUUUUCUUUGAACUGUUUUGUAACCCAAGGCAACGGCUGUUUACGACCCCCGACCCUUUAGAAACAGCUGCUGCCAUGUAACCAGGGAAAGUCCGAAUAAAAGAGGAGGCGUACAAUCUUUGGCCAGAGCGUGGUGGAAGACUGCACAAAGAGUACGGCCCAGAUGUUUCUCCUCAAUGAGCUAAAUUGAAUUCUGUCUCUGUUGAAUUCCUUGCUUCUUGUCUGUUUUAUAGAUGUCAUCAGUGUUAGAACCUGACGCCAUGCUUGCAAGAAUUGUUUUGAUUAAAGUCCUGAAAAAGGCCAUUUAGUUGGCGGGACAACAAUAAUAAUAAUAAAAAGUAAUAAUUCCCAUUGUCGCCUCCUCCCUACAGCUAAAAGGAUGUUUAUUCUUUUAAAUGUAUUGAAUCGCUUAGCACACCUUGACCCACACUGGACUGAUUUGAGCAAGUUUAAUGAAUUACAAUAUAAAAAAAUGUCAAUUUGUUUCCUUGCGGCGCUCAGUGGGAAAAGUUGAUGUCAAUUAUUAUUGUCUCUCAUAGUUUGCAUGCUACUAGCGUGUUGUGUCCAUCGUAAAAAGGUCCUUGUGUGUAGUUACACACCAUUAAAGACUCAAAAC